Messenger RNA from Suillus bovinus, 987 nucleotides. RefSeq lists its product as uncharacterized. The coding region runs from base 1 to 987 and encodes 328 amino acids. Lineage: Eukaryota; Fungi; Basidiomycota; Agaricomycetes; Boletales; Suillaceae. The record is from RefSeq and is a predicted model, not a curated record. The transcript is spliced from 4 exons.
AUGACUGAUAUGGUCCUGUGUGCUAAGGCUGACUGCUGCAACUUGAAGCAUGCUAUGCAGCCAUGGAAGGCCAACAGGAACUGUAUACAACGCUACUGCAAGCAGUGUUGUGAGGUAGUGGGAGGGUGUAGGGUCCACUGGGUUGCAUCUGUACUUUCUCCAGUUGCUGCUCAACAGCACAAAAACUUGAUUGUACCACCACCCGCCACUAUUAAUCCCACAUCUACUCAGCUUGACCAUCCUCUAGUUACUACACCUGAGGGUCCUUUGCCUACAUCCCAUUCAUCAUCACGGACAUUGAUGGCUGAACAACACUUUCAAGCUGACCAAAGUAUGAGUAUCAUGAUCCGCAAUAUGAUCGACGUAGUCCUCUGGUUGAAGAACAACAACCAUCCCCACCUAGUAAGGCUUUUGUGCACUGCACCUGGAAAGUUCGUGCCAGGAGACCAUCAGCUAUUGACGAGAUUCGACCUCGGAGACUAUAUUGCAGUAUAUUGCAGUGAUCAGCAUGCCUGGAUCGAGCAGGAUAUCAAGACUCCGCUUCUCAGUCCCCCCAAUUCGACUAUCCUCCUGUGUUCUAUCGACCUUACUGACAAUAAUAUGCUACUAGGAUUCACUGAGAGGGUCUUAUCUCUUAGUCGCACACCUGCGACUGUCCAAUCUCCAUCAAAACAAUCCUUUAGCACCGUGGGUAUGCAUCUCUCCCAAUUGGAUGGGAUCACCUCACCAUUGAAGCAGCAGAGGAAUGCCAGUAGUAACAACCCUGUGAGCCCAGCUCUCAUCUCUCUCCAGUUGCCCAUUCCUUUACCAGUGAUACCUCUGUCACUCACUGCUGGUGGCUCGGACAUGUCGCCUGUAUUAGUGCUCAUGGUCCAACCCAACACCUCUGCUACUGUCCCUGCAGGUGCCCGAGCACGAUUUCCUUGGAAACGAUCAGACAAUCCAGACCCUCUUCACUACUACCUUUCCAAAUUGCGUCUAUACUAA